AUGGGAAGAAAGAUAAUGUUUUUGUCUGUUGAGAAAGCAAUGCAAGAUUUUGAAGAGUGUGAGAGAGCCAACCAGAUGGGGCAGUGUGACCCUUGCCAUGGUAAAUACAUGGCCUGCUGCCUGUUAUACUGUAGUGACGUGGUCCCCAAAGAUGUCAGUGCUGCCAUUGCCACCAAGACCAAGUGGACCAUCCAGUUUGUGGACUGGUGUCCCACUGGCUUCAAAGUUGGCAUUAAUUACCAGCCUCACACUGUGGUGCCUGGUGGAGACAUGGCUGAGGUACAGCGGGCUGUGUGCAUGCUGAGCUACACCACAGCCAUUGCGGAGGCCUGGGCUCACCUGGUCCACAAGUUUGAUCUGAUGUAUGCCAAGUGUACCUUUGUUCACUGGUACGUGGGUGUGGGGAUGGAGGAAGAAGAGUUUUCUGAGGCCUGGGAGGACAUGGCUGCCCUAGAGAAGGAUUAUGAGGAGGUUGGAGCAGAUAGUGCUGAGGGAGAGGAUGAGGGUGAAGAGCAUUACUCUGUCUGCUGCAAUUUUACACUUCAUUGUCUCAUCUUACACAUUAUUUUUAUGUUCUGUGAAAUUAAGUCCUACACUGUCAAUAAAAAUGUUUGAAUUUUACAUUUUUUUUAAAAGGCCACACCCUGGUGACCUCUUCCAACCAUGC
Fukomys damarensis (Damara mole-rat) is the source of this 667-nucleotide messenger RNA. Its product is annotated as tubulin alpha chain-like. Gene Ontology annotation, molecular function: GTP binding; structural constituent of cytoskeleton. Lineage: Eukaryota; Metazoa; Chordata; Mammalia; Rodentia; Bathyergidae. The coding region runs from base 1 to 615 and encodes 204 amino acids. The transcript has 2 exons. Gene Ontology annotation, cellular component: cytoplasm; microtubule. Gene Ontology annotation, biological process: microtubule cytoskeleton organization; mitotic cell cycle. The record is from RefSeq and is a predicted model, not a curated record.